AUGGUGGAUAGCCUGCUCCUUCUACCUGCGUUUUCCUUGCUAGCAAUCGUCUUCUCCAUGGCGAUUAACGUCGGUCCAAGCGAAGCAGCAGCUUAUGAUCGUGCUGCUGACUGCCCGGUUUCAAACUGUAGCGACGCCAGCCCCCUCAUCAAGUUUCCCUUCCGUCUCAAAGACCCACCCCUUCACUGUGGCCAUCCAGAGUUUGAGGUUUCUUGCUUAAAAAGCAAGACAGUGAUUCAGCUCUCCUCAUCAUCAGGACUGUUUCCUAUCCAAAGUGUCGAUUACCGCAGCCGAACUUUCAGCGUCUACGAUGAUGAAGAGGGUUGCUUUCCAAGACGCCUUCUUAAUUUUAUAAUCUCCACCACCUCGCUCUUUGAACCAAUACCUUCUCAGGAACCUAUGCACGGUGGCGGACAUCAUCAAGUUCUGGCUGUUCGGCCAACAGCUUCUGUCACUGAGGUGCCGUUCAGAACUUGCAGUACCUUGAAACAACUAGACCUUCCGCUACGAAGAGUGGAUGAUGGCAAUAGUACUGGGUAUCACUGUUUUCUAUCAACUCGGAGGUCGAUUAUCAUGGGAGCGAGCUUAGCUUCUUUUGUUCUAAUAUCGGCGAUGGCAGCAGUAGCAGUUUUCUUCCAUGUAAAACAAUCAAAUAGAAAACGGGAAAAGGAGAAUCAACUGAAGGUUGAAAGGUUCCUAAGGGAUCACAAAUCUCACGUACCAACAAGAAACUCCUACGCCAAUAUUAAAAAGAGGACAAAUGGAUUCAAGAAGAAGUUAGGUGAAGGAAGUUUUGGAAGUGUUUACAGCGGAGAGCUUCCAACUAAUGGAGUUCCAGUAGCCGUAAAAGUCCUCAGUGAUUCGAAAGGAAACAGAGAAGAUUUUGUUAAUGAAGUGGGAACCAUUGGCAGAAUUCACCAUGUCAAUGUGGUUCGCCUACUUGGGUUUUCUGCUGAAGGAGGCAAGCGUGCGCUUAUUUACAAGCUCAUGCAAAACGGGUCCCUAGAGAACUUCAUCACAUUUAAAGAUCAAUCCAACAACACUUCGUUUGAUUUGCAGAAAGUUCACAACAUCGUCAAUGGUACAGCGAAGGGAAUCGAGUAUCUUUACCAAGGGUGCGCCCACAUGAUCCUCCACUUUGAUAUCAAACCUCAUAACAUACUGUUAGACCAUGAUUUCAAUCCUAAGAUCUCGGGUUUUGGUCUUGCUAAACUCUGUUCCAAGGAAGACAGUAUCAUAUCUAUGACAGCUGCCAGAGGCACCGUGGGCUACAUUGCACCAGAAGUGUUCAGUGGGAACUUCGGGAGCGUGUCCCACAAGUCAGAUGGGUACGGUUUCGGUAUGCUAGUGCUUGAAAUUGUUGGAUCCAGAAAACACCCUGCUCUUACAUCUGGAACCAGUGAGGUCUACUUUGAAUGGGUUUACAAUUGUCUAGUUCAAGGAGAAGCGUUGGAUUUGAAGCUAGAUACGAAUGAGGACACUCAGAUUGCUAAGAAACUGGUGCCUGUGGCACUAUGGUGCAUCCAGUGGUACCCAGCGAAUUGCCUUUCAUGA
Molecule: messenger RNA, 1554 nt
Organism: Pyrus x bretschneideri (Chinese white pear)
Lineage: Eukaryota; Viridiplantae; Streptophyta; Magnoliopsida; Rosales; Rosaceae
Product: rust resistance kinase Lr10-like
Exons: 3
Coding region: 1-1554 (517 amino acids)
Biological process (GO): protein phosphorylation
Molecular function (GO): polysaccharide binding; protein kinase activity; ATP binding
Source: RefSeq, a predicted model, not a curated record